AUGGGCCAAAGACUGCUGCCCCGGAGACGUCGAACGGUGGUGCCGCUGGUGGCAGCCUUGGUGGUGCCGCUGGCAGUACUUCCCCUGGCCAAAACCGGGCCUCUUUGGACUGAAGGUGGCGAUGCGCAUGAGUCAGUUCUUGCAAAGUCCGCUUUGGCAGAUUUCAAAAGAGAGUUGCCACACCCCUGGCAGCGGAUAGGCAACCUGCUGCUGAAGCCCGUCUCCUGGGCCUGGCCGAGUCGCCGUGGCUUUGGGAAGAACGGACGGGAGCGGCUGAAGAAUGCUGGACUACAGGAAGCGGCUGGUGGCUCGAAAUGGCAUUCUUGGCUGCAGGAAGUCUGCCUUGUUCUUGGCUUGGACACGAGUGGUCACCGGCGAGGUGGUGCCUUCUGUCCAGAACUUUGGAUCGAUGAAUCGUGGCCCCCCAAUCGCCUCACGCCUCAUGGGCAGCGCUCUGCGCCGGUCUGGACGUUCGCGGGUGGAGAACGCGGACACAUUGUCAUUCAAGCAAGUCUCAUGAAAGACUUCUCCAUGAAAGGGGCCAAGGCCCUCCUGGGCUUCGAAGUGGCUGGUAUCACUUUACCCACGCUCCCGGCUCACCUCCCCAGCGGCAUGCUGGACCCGCUCUGUACGGGUUACCUGCUGUGCCAGGCCUCCUGGGCAGUGCAUCGGGCCACCACGCCCAACUCGGGCUUGGCCGGUGCGCCCAGGUGGAUUCGUGAGAUGUUGGUGCACGGUGGCCGCUUCGAGAGGCCUUACAGCUACACCGGGCAGACCGCAGAGCUGGCGGCGCUCGGUGGCUUGCUGCGCAGACUGAUGCCCGGCGUGGUGCAGCCGCCCUUGUUUGAACUGCUGCAGGUGAACCAUCGAAACUUGGAGAAGGCGCUGAAGCAUCGAAAAGGUUUGCGUUGGCAGCUCCGAGCCGCACCAGAGAGACCACUGGAAGGCUUUGGGAAGAGCUUUCUGGUGGUGAACUUGAUGCGGCUCCUGGGUGGAUCCAGGGGACGAUCCUUCGUCUUGACACAGGACCGUGCCUCGGCGCUCUGCGCCGGUGACGCCAAGGCCGCCGCGCUGGCGCUGCUGCAGGCGCGGCGCUUGGUGCCGCCGCGUCUGGCCAGGGUGGACGUCGACGAGACCUUGUCCUCCUUCGCCUCCCGUGCGCACGAGAGCGCCUGGCGCCUGCGCCGCGACGCGCUGCUGCGGAACCCGGCGGAGCCGCCGCCCGCGGUGCGGGUCGCGGAGUUGUUGAGCUGGGCGCAGAGCGAGCAGGGCAAGCGGUUGAUGGCUUUGGCUGAGGUGCGACGGGGCCACCGGGUGGUGGUGGAGAGGCUCGGUGAAGAGGUCUGGAGGCCUUGGGCUGGAUAUGCUGGAGUGGUGGGCUUACUGGUGCUCCCCGUCUUGACGCCCAUCGACGCGGUGCGGUGGGCUUCCUGGUGCACCAUGAGCUUGACGAUUUUUGGGCUCAUGCUGCCUCUCCUGGGCUUCCUGGGGGCUCCAGCACUGCCGGGGCCGACCUUCCUGAGCCUGGGUUGCCUGGCACUUUAUUCAUUGAUUGCAGGAAGUAUUUGGUGGAACCACCUGCUGGGUGGUGCCAGAAGAUGGGCCAUUCUGAGUGGUCAAUUGGCCUCUCAACUGGUGGACCAAGCGGAUGCUGCUGCGGGCAUCGCUUUCUUGACGCGGGACUGGGCGGAGAUGGCCCGACGCUCCUUGGUGGCGCUGGAUCAGGAGCUUUGCGGUAGCUGGCGAACAAGCCUCCAUGAGCUUGCGUCGAAGCUGGCCGAUCUGCGGCAAGAGCUGGAGGAGCCGCCGGCGCCUAGCAAUGGGCAGAAGUCGCUGCGCGAUGGCUACUCGAGCGUUCCCGCGGAGGAGGACGGAAUGCCCCAGCGUUUGGCCCGUGAACCCGGGUGGAGCCGGGAAGGGGAUGCUCUGAGGGGAUGCUCUAAGGUUCUCAGGUCCAUCACAGGUGAGGUGACCAAAACAGGGGCACCCUGCUUUCGGGCAGGUUGA
This is a messenger RNA of Durusdinium trenchii, 2007 nucleotides long. NCBI's taxonomy places the organism in Eukaryota, Dinophyceae, Suessiales, Symbiodiniaceae. The record is from the annotation of a GenBank genome assembly.